Molecule: messenger RNA, 4230 nt
Organism: Cylas formicarius (sweet potato weevil)
Lineage: Eukaryota; Metazoa; Arthropoda; Insecta; Coleoptera; Brentidae
Exons: 5
Coding region: 376-1215 (279 amino acids)
Source: RefSeq, a predicted model, not a curated record
AGGAACCGAGUCUACAAAAGAACGUGUGUUCAAAUUGCAAAAUCGAUAUGAACCUAAUAAACAAGAAUUUUAAUUGUUAAGAAGCACUCGCCAAACAGCAAAAGGUGAAGGAAAUGGACAGUACAAUUAAUUCUACAAGGAAUAGACUACAAGAUAUUCAAAUGUAUUGCCAGUUCACGAAAGCCUUUAGGUUGAUUGAUUGACUAUGCACAUCGAAAUAAUCGAUGAAAUCUAUAGAAAAAUAUUUCGAUUUAUGCGAUCCUGUCAAGAGGCAUAAGUAGCUCAGUUUGUAGCUUAAUUUGGUGUUUACUGCACCGAACUUCCCAAACUGCGCUAACUUGACAUGGCACAUAUAUUUUUAAACGAAAAAUACUAAUGGAGGAACUGGACUUGAUUCUAUCACAGAGACGUAUCGAUUUAAAAAAGGAAACGAAGGAAGAUUAUUCGAUGAACACAUCGGAUGAAACUUACUACGAGGAAGAAUAUUCGAGGAGUUUGACUAUAAAACGAAAAACCGUAUUGAAUAACAAAAAUAGUGCCGAUAAAUACGAAGAAUUAAAAAUCGAAUUGGCAAAUACAUAUUUAGAGGAAUGCAAAGCGUUGGAGGAGCAUACAGCGCUUUGGGAUUCCUACAACCUUCUUGAAAACUUAAUAGAAAGCGUCUUAAAUCACAUCGACUGUGGGCUAUUGGAAUCCAGAUCUAUCAUUCGAUUAGGAUCGUGGCUAAAUUCCUACGCGGUUCGCGAAAAUCGUAUCGACGAGGAAAUAUCCAAUUGCCUGAAAGUAUUGAAUGAAAAGAUCGACUUUGAGGAAUACGAAAGAAUGAAGACCAAACUGUUAGUGGAAUUAAAUUCCAGUAAUUCGAUAAUAGAGCUCCACGCGGAUUUCGAAUUACGUCGCCAUAAUUUCAAACUGGCUUUCAAAAAUCUGAAGAUCCUUUUGGAAAUAUUGAAUGUCAACGAAGAUUCACUGGGUAAACUUAAACAGCAGUUCGAUGAAAUUUUGAUGAAUUACCAACACUGUCGAUGCAUCCUGGACCGCAAUCUACCGGUUGUGAUAUCACAAAGGAACAAAAUGUUACUGGACGGUCUGAGUAUUUUACGACAUCAAUACGCAUACUUAGAGGAGAAAAGAACGGCUAUGAAUCGUUUAUUGGUAUCUUUUCCCAAGAACUUGCAAGAAUGCUUACGUUAUAGUGAAACAGGAUCAGAUUAGUGAUACUCAUACAAAUACAAUAUUUUACCAGACUUUUAAUCCCCGGCAAUUUGAUAUGUUAACGUUAUUCGCGUGCAUUGGGAAAUGUUUUCAUCAAGCAAAUAAAGUACUUAAUUGCAAAUCUGACCAAACUCUUAAUGACAAAUAUCGUACUUUUCGUUUGUGGCGUCUCCGAAAAAAAAAAUGGAAAAAUGUUUUUUCGUGGGUUGCAAAUAUUAUAUUAAUCAACAAGAGUGGUAAAGGACAUUUGAGUCACGCAUGAGUGACAAAAAGUUUGCCAAACAUGUUAAUUAUGUGAUAGAAUAUGCUGAUGACUAACAGGAAACAGUAUUCUAAGUACCAGCGACGCUACGCUUGCAUAAAAACUUUAUAUAUAUGACCACUUUGUACUUUGCGUUCAGUUCUCCUUGUAACGGGUUAAAUAAAACCUCGUAGUUCUGUUUGUAAAACAAAAAAAGUGUUUUUUUAAAAACGAGAUCCUUCGUUAGAAAACCUUUACUUGUUACAUACUACACUUUUUCUACGGCCGUUAGUUUUUGAGUACAUUGAAAUGUCCCAAGUGGCUCGGUUCCGUGGAAAACGAAACUGACGUGGCAAAAUGACACUUUUCGCACGGUAGAUCGCUGUAUAAUUAGGUAUUUUACAGAAAGGAGUAGAAAAAAUAUAUUCAAUUUCAAAAGCGCGGCAAUACAAACAAAUAUACUCUUUUAAAUGUGUCGUAAAAAUGCAAAAUAUUGCAAAAAAUCUAUUACAGUUUUUAGAAUUGUGGAAUUGACCGGUCAAAUACUUUUGUGUCAAUUGACCUAAGUAAUUUUAAAAAUACAAUGAAAUUUAUGAUUAUUUAUUUAUAUUGUACGUUACGUCGCCGUCGGGUCGUUCUGAAAACGAAAUGGAAUCGAUGUUUGAAAUUCCCCAAAUCGCUAAGUAUCGUAUUCAGGUAUUCCUUGAAGAGGUAAUGAAUAGGUAAAUUGGACCUGAUAACAAAAUGCAUAUUAUUAUUAAAUAGUGGUAGAUAACAUUCUACAAUUGCAAGAUUUUAUCUAAAACACUUUGAUCGAAUUUGACUCGUCUAUUAAGAAGUGGUCAAACGACGGUCAAUUGACCAGCCCCAACACUACAGUUUUGACCUUGUAAGGUAGGGGUUCGUUUAUAUGACAAUACAAUACAAACUUGCUUGGUUAGUUAGUUCACUGAAAAUUUAUUCCGUAUGAGAUAAUAGAAAUUUUUUGAAAUUAGAAAAAAAAUAUUUAAGGUAUGAUGAAAUUAAAUUAUCCCAACGCAAUUUUGAAAAUUAGUUAGUUAAUUAUGAUAUUUAAAAAAUCUUUGUACAUUUAUUCAAAUGUAUUUCCAAUACAUUUCCAAAAAACUAUGAACUUCCCAUACCCAAUCUUAUUUCAAAAUUUCAAAAACCGUGAAAACUUCAGUAGAAGAUGUCAGAUAUGAAAAUACAAAACAAUUAAUUUUUUUCUUUUUUUUACAGGUUCUGAGAUAUACCAUCCCAUAACAAAACGCAUCAUCCUGUACAUGAUUCCCACUUGACCAGGCUUGAUAUGAGCUAAUUUCAGAUUAAAUAUAAGAAAUAAAACAAGUUUGUCUCCUUACCUGCUUACCUUUUCAAUUUAAGAUGAAAUUUUAAUUGACUUUCUUGAUACAGUCUCAGAAAUUGCAAAUUAAUUAGGGCUUGAUUUCCGUUUAAAUAAAAGUCUUACCUUGAGAAAAAUUCGACACAAAAUAAAUGGUUCUCGGGCGUAAAAUGAGUUCUCCGAAGAGCUCCGCGAAACUUAAUUAGGGUUACGAACUUUAUAAAUAAGGAAUAGAAGUUUGUCGAAAGAAUAAGCAAUUUAAGGAAAUACAGUCAAUUCGGAACUGCGAAAAAUACGGCUACGUGUUUUUAAAAAGACGGUAAACAUCGAAAAAAAUGUCUCAAAGAGCAAAAUACGAUUUCCAACAAUAUUUGUCCGAGCAUUCUGUAACAAGCAUUUAUCGAACUGAUUUUAAGCACCUCCGAAAUAAAUAUUUUGAGUGAAAUAUAAUAGCCGAUAAACAAUUUUUUCGAAGUAAAAAUGUACAGGGAUAUACGCAUUUUAUUUUUAAAUCUCAAAUUCUUUAAAUUAUCUUUAGCAAUGUGAAAAAUAUUUUUUUUUACUCCCUUCUUUGAAAUGCUCAAUUAUACACGGAGCUCAGCAAAAUAGUACUCGUGACUCAAAUGCCGUUUACCACACUUGUUGCAUAAUAUGCAACUAACCCAAAACUAACAUCUAAUGUUGUAUAAGUUGCCGCUUCCUCAAGGUCCCUCUUUGAAUAGGAUAUGGUAAUUGAUUUUCUGGUUUAUUCAAAUUUCAUAAUUAUUUCAAUUUUCAAUUUUUUAGAAAAUUAUCGUCUCGAAUCUUGACAUUAAACAAGACUUGUGUCACUUGCCGGAUCUUAGACACUUUUGGCGGGAAAAUUUGAUUUUUUUUAACCUUCAGGUGUGAUCGCUGGAAAAUAUUAAAUCGUCGCAUAUAUUCGGAUGGUGUAAUGCCCAUAACCGUUAGUAUUCGGGUUUUCGCUGAAAAUCUUCAGUUAUGUUAGGGGUAGCGCAUGCGCAGACGUAUUGUUCGUAUUGGGCUGGCAUAGGAAAAUUUUAAAACUGCGGCCGCAAAUUAUUCGUGUUAGUUAGUUGUCUUCUGUUUAGAAAUUUUCGAAUUAUUUAUUUCAUAUCAUUAAAAAUAUUAAUCAGAACCAGUUUUUAAGACAUCAGAACUGAAGGUUGAUGAGAAGAACAAAAUAACAGGCUUUCAGUAAAAGAACCACAUAGUUCGGCGACAAAAUCUAGGAGGAACUUGAAAGUUGUCUUUUUGUAUUGCCUCAUAAAUUUAUCGAAAAUCGUUGUAUCUCGUUAGUUUGGAACCAAACAAAAUUAGAAAACAUUAUUAGAAUAUCGUAAAUUAUGAGAUAACGUAAAAAAAGGAAAUUAAGAUGUUAGCAUUACAAAAGAAAAAUGAAAGUACUUGGUGUAGAAUGUAAUAUGUUAAG